Molecule: messenger RNA, 1981 nt
Organism: Nycticebus coucang (slow loris)
Lineage: Eukaryota; Metazoa; Chordata; Mammalia; Primates; Lorisidae
Gene: ZNF511
Product: zinc finger protein 511
Exons: 6
Coding region: 1-783 (260 amino acids)
Source: RefSeq, a predicted model, not a curated record
AUGCAGCUUCCCCCAGCGCUGUGCGCCCGCCUGGCUGGGGGCUCCGCGGCGGCCGAGCCGCUGCCAGUGGAGCGGGACCCCGCAGCCAGGGCCACGCCCUUCCGCUUCGCUGCGCGCUUGGUACGGUUCCCGCGGGAACACGAGUUUUUCGAGGACGGGGACGUACAGCGUCAUCUCUAUCUCCGGGAUGUGCUCUCUCAAGUGGCUGAGGCGCCAGAGAGGCCUAGGGUGCCCGAGUUCACCUGUCAGGUGGCAGGGUGCUGCCAGGUGUUCGACGCCCUACAUGACUACGAGCACCACUACCACACGCUGCACGGAAACGUCUGCUCCUUCUGCAGGCGGGCCUUUCCCUCAGGACAUCUGCUGGAUGCACACAUCCUGGAGUGGCACGAUUCCCUCUUCCAGAUCUUGUCGGAGCGGCAGGACAUGUACCAGUGCUUGGUGGAAGGCUGCACAGAGAAGUUCAAGACCAGCAAAGCCCGGAAGGAUCACCUGGUAAAGCUUCACUUGUAUCCCGCGGAUUUCCGGUUUGAUAAGCCACAGAAAGGCAGAGGCCCAGCCAUGCUUAGGGGCAGCGAGAAUGCGGCAGCAGAAGCCCUCAGGGACGACAGGGAGCAGUCAGAAGGGGAAGCCAUGGAAGUCUGCUGUGAACCUGCAGACCCCUCCCCAGCACGUGAGGGUGGCAGGUGGACCUACAGUCAUAGAAUACCUGCUACCAUCUGUUUUGGUCAGGGUGCAUCUCGAGGAUUUAAAAGUCCCAAGAAAAAAAACAAACACCACUGAUGAUUUCAGAUAGAGAACCAGGCAUCUGAGCAGACUCAGAGGUGGCAGGUGGAGGCAGUUGCCUCUUAACUGGUCCGUGUCAGUAGCAGGCCUUUCUCUGACACUCUGGUGUGGCCAGCCCAGGGACAGACCUUUGCUGUCCUCCAUAUCUCUGUUCCCACGUGAAUUUAGCUGUUACCAGAACCAGUGAGGGACCUGCAGAUGCUGGGAACACUUACGACAUGCUGUGGGGAAUGAGAUGUGAAUGGCUUCCUGCCCUAUGCAGGGCCCAGCCUUAGAAUAUCCUUUUUAAACACAUGAAAUAAAUAUUUUUUAUUGAUGAUCUUGAGUCUUAAUUUCUUUUUUUUGUUUUUAGAGAGUCUCACUUUAUCAUCCUUGGUAGAGUACUGUGGCGUCAUGCCUCACAGCAACCUCUAGCUCUUGGGCUUAGAUGAUUCUCUUGCCUCGGCCUCCCUAGUAGCCGGGACUGCAGGUGCCUGCCACUAUGCCUGGCUAUUUUUUUGUUGCAGUUUGGCCGGGGCCAGGUUUGAACCCACCGCCCUCGGUAUAUGGGGUCAGUGUCCUACUCACUGAGCCACUAGCGCCACCCGAGUCUUCAUUUCUGUGUUGAACUAGAUAGGGGAGUGAGCGAUUAUUAUCUGUGACUAUUUUUUUUUCCAGCCUUCAAUUUUCAGGGAGAUUCUGGAACCACAGAGCCCUUAGUGGUGGGCGACCAGGAAGAGUACACACCGUGCCAAGUCCCUGCCUGUGCCAUCCCUGAGAGAGCAUAGGGGAAAUUGAGCCCUGAUCUUUAGCAUAAGACUUCCCUCCUGCUUGAGAGACCUAAAGAAUCAUGAGAAUGACACAUGGGUUGUAUACAUGCAGGAGAUCAGAAAACUGACCUCCAAGAGAGAAUGUAUAUGUAAGGUGUGCCAAUACCAAGCCUCAUUUAAGGUAAAGAUUCUCUAGGUUCCAAAAGUCUCUUGAUGCUAGAGGCAGAGAUUGUGCUCAAGGUCUUCAGUUUUGCAAAAACAAAGUUGGAGACCUUCUAUCUGACUUUCUCCAUGUCCUCCCUAAUCAAUGCUGAUGUCUACAAGUAGCUUUUAUCUAUUUUUUUUUUCCUUUUUUUUUGAGACAGAGCCUCAAGCUGUUGCCUGUGUAGGAUGCUGUGGUAUUAUAGCUCACAGCAAUCUCCAACUCCUGGGCUCAAGCGAGUCUC